Tympanuchus pallidicinctus (lesser prairie-chicken) is the source of this 561-nucleotide messenger RNA. It is a transcript of the gene MLN, whose product is annotated as motilin. Gene Ontology annotation, molecular function: hormone activity. The transcript has 5 exons. Gene Ontology annotation, cellular component: extracellular region. The coding region runs from base 85 to 429 and encodes 114 amino acids. The record is from RefSeq and is a predicted model, not a curated record. NCBI's taxonomy places the organism in Eukaryota, Metazoa, Chordata, Aves, Galliformes, Phasianidae.
UGGGUAUAUAAGGGCAGGAUCCCAGCCUGUGUGACACGGAACAAGAAGAGGUCUGAGCUGGGCAGCGCUCUCCAGACUCUCGCAAUGGUUUCGAAGAAGGCGGCGGCCGCUUUGCUCCUGGUGUACGUGAUGUCAGUGCUGGCAGAACAGGCUGAAGGCUUUGUGCCCUUCUUCACCCAGAGCGACAUCCAGAAAAUGCAGGAAAAGGAGAGGAACAAAGGGCAGAAGAAAUCCCUGACCUCUCUGCAGCAGCUGGAAGAGGAAGGCUUCUCUGAGCAAUCUGCAGAUAUCGAAGGAAUGAAGACUAUCCAGCUAGCUGUUCCUGUCAGAGCUGGGAUGCGGCUCAUACUGAGGCAGCUGGAAAAAUACCAAGGUGUCCUGGAGAAACUGCUCACAGAGGUGUUACAGGACACCCCAAACGCUGACUGAUACCAGCAGCGUCAGAAGAGAAAAUGAUGCAGCUUGCUGAAACUAAAAGGCUCCACUUAUGUACACGAAAUCUGUAAAAGAGAUUAACAACAAAAUCUGAGGUGAGAUAAUAAAAUGCGCAGUGUAAUUAAA